AUGUUGCGCCUCAUAACGGCCAUUGUGGCCCUCCUCAUAGCAGGAGCGGCUUACUUUGUGAGAUUACUCUACCAGAAACGAAAAGAGCUGGAAGGAUUGCCUCACCCGCCCAUGGAGAGCAUCUUCUGGGGUCAUCUCCCCAUUGCAGGCGAGUGCAGGACAUUGUUUCCUCCAAUGGUCCACGUGCAGAGUUGGGCGAACUACAUCAGGAAGAAGUACGACUUGGGAGACGUUUUCUACGUAGACUGGUGGCCACUAGGCCCACGAUGGCUCUUCGUGGCCGACCCAGAACUCACAUCCAAGUACAUCACGACCGGCCAGUCAUUGCGCAAGUCACACCUGACGACAAACUAUCUCAGACGUCUGCUCGGAAAGUUAAACAUGGUGACCAUGGAAGGUCAGCAAUGGAAGUUUCUCCGGUCCAUUUACAACCCAGGCUUCUCGGCAAGCCACCUGGUCACGCUGGUGCCUUACAUCGUCGACUCGACGGUGGUGUUUCUCGACAUCCUACGGGAAAAGGCGCGGACCAACGAGUUGAUCAAGCUGGACUUCUACUCUACACGCUACACCAUCGACAUCAUUGGUAAGAUCGUCAUGGAGACCGAUUUCGACUCUCAAACGCGCGACCACCCCAUCGUCACCACCUUUCGCAAACAAGUCGAAAUGAUGCCCGUCGUCACAAGUGGCAUCCCCCUUCUGGAUUUCCGGCCCAUCAAUGAAAUCAGGUUGUGGCGAAACGAACGGAAACUCGAUGCACUGAUCGGCGCCGAAAUCGACAAACGCAUUGCCCUGCGAAACCAGGAGCGCCAGUCAGGACAAGCCAACGCGAGCGGAAAGAAGGACCGUAAACGCUCGAUCCUCGACCUCGCCAUCGAAGCGUACGAUAAGGAGACCUCCGCAGUCAACUCAACAUCAAAGAACAGCAGCACAAAUCACUUGAUGACAUCGUUCCGGACGACUGCCAUCGACAGCGUCAAGACAUUCAUCUUUGCCGGACAUGACACUACCUCCGCAACCAUCUCCUACACAAUGUACCUAUUGCACCUGCAUCCCGAAGUUCACGGCAAACUCAUCGCCGAACUGAACUCUGUUUUUGGCGCUGACACAAUGUCGACAUCAACGUCCCUCGCGGACGCCAUCAAGCGCGAUCCCCACGCGCUCAAUAAGCUGGAGUACAUGACCGCCGUGAUCAAAGAGGUAUUACGUCUCUUCCCGCCCGCCUCAACCCUCCGCGAAUGGAGCGCUGCGACAGGCAAAGAAGACGCCAUGUUCGAUCCAAAAACAGGCCAGACAUACCCAUUGAAAGGCUGGGAUCUGUGGCCCGUCGCGACCAUGAUUCACCGCAACGACGACUUCUUCCCGGAUCCUGUGAAGUUCGUGCCGGAGCGGUUCUUGCCUACGCAGACACCAUAUCCAGACGCGAAGUUACAUACGCCGGCUGGCAAGGACGCGUGGAGACCAUUUGAGAAGGGGCCCAGGAAUUGUAUCGGGCAGGAAUUGGCUAUGUUGGAGACAAAGAUCGCUUUUAGCCUCGUGUUGCCGGAGCUGGAUUUCACGGCAGAGUAUGAUGGCAAACAGAUCAAUGAGGGUGAUUGGGUGCCUGUGGAGACGAGAGAUGAAUAUAAAGAUGGACGGCCGGGGGUGGAGAGGAUGACUAUCGAGGGACAUAAACCGUAUCAGGUUCUUCUUGGGGCGGCGAGGCCAAGGGAUGGUAUGACGGGACGGUUGAGUUUGAGGAGGUAG
Exophiala viscosa is the source of this 1743-nucleotide messenger RNA. Its product is annotated as cytochrome P450. The transcript is spliced from 3 exons. Gene Ontology annotation, molecular function: oxidoreductase activity, acting on paired donors, with incorporation or reduction of molecular oxygen; iron ion binding; monooxygenase activity. Bases 1 to 1743 code for a protein of 580 amino acids. NCBI's taxonomy places the organism in Eukaryota, Fungi, Ascomycota, Eurotiomycetes, Chaetothyriales, Herpotrichiellaceae. The record is from RefSeq and is a predicted model, not a curated record.